UGCUCUUGCAGUUCUGCGAUGUUGAUAAAAUUAUGCUUUCUGGUAAUUUGGGCCAAAUAAUAUUCAUAUGUGAGGCUGAAAAGUGGCACCUAUACCAAGUUGCUUAACAUUUUUAUGUUUAUACAGAUAUUUGAUCACUGGCCUCCAUGUUGCAGUCUAAAAUUACUUAUCCUAGUACACACUUAAUUGAACUCUGAUCCACAUUUUUGAGUUUUACCUUUUAUUAAACUUUUUGUAUAUGAUCUCUUAAUUUUUCUAUUAAUCAUAUGCAAUCUUUACAAGAAGUCAUGUACUGCGAGUGUGUGUUGUUUUUGAGGUGAUCCGGGUUCAGAUUUAUUGCAAGAUCAAUCAUGCUUUUGUACGUUGAAUUAGAUUCUCAAAUCUGUUUAGAGUCUCUAGAGACUGAUCUUCAAAUUCAGAAAAUGUGUAAUGUUCGAUUUUCAACCUGUAGUUGAAUUUAGCAUUUUGGCGUAUUAGCAUUAUCUUUCACUUGAUGUGCAGUCUGAGAAGUCGAAGAACGCUGGAAAUUCUUCACCACAACUCCUCUAGUUGAGUUUUUGAAGACUUUACAUUUGGAAUGCCUGGAAAUAAUUUUACUGGCAAACAACGAGCAGAAUCCUUAGCUAAUGUUAAACUAGGAGGAGACUAUCUUCUAGUUGCAACAGAUAUAGCAGCUAGUGGUGUUGACCUGCCAGAUAUGACUUAUAUAUACAACUUUGAUCUUCCAAAAGAUGCAGUGAACUAUCUUCGUCAAGCUGGAAGAACAGGUAGGAAGCCAUUCUCAGAUGGUAAAUGUUUUGUUACCAGCAUUAUAACAUCAGAAGAACGUUUUGUAUUGCAGAGAUUUGAAAAUGAAUUGAUGUUUCAUUGCGAGAGUUAUUGUUGUAAAUGAAAAUUUUCUUUUACUCGGUUUGUACCAUAUUUAGUUAUUUCGUUCUGUUUCA
Messenger RNA from Olea europaea var. sylvestris, 944 nucleotides. Its product is annotated as DEAD-box ATP-dependent RNA helicase 58, chloroplastic-like. Gene Ontology annotation, molecular function: RNA helicase activity; RNA binding. The record is from RefSeq and is a predicted model, not a curated record. Bases 578 to 892 code for a protein of 104 amino acids. Lineage: Eukaryota; Viridiplantae; Streptophyta; Magnoliopsida; Lamiales; Oleaceae. The transcript has 2 exons.